UUGGGUCACCGCCACCCGCCGUCCUCGCUGUGCGCCCUGGGGUCUCCAGGGCGUGAGGACAGUGCUGGGACCCGUGCCAUCGGACGGAGGGCGCGCUUCAGUUCACACGGACUUUGUAGAGACUCAGCAUGCCUUUGGAGACACCCCAGGUGGAGAUUGGGGCUGCAGCAUGCCCGUACCUCUCAGGGGUGCCUGAGGGGGACAAGGAGCGCCUGUGGAUCCCACCGGACACCCCGAGCAGGUGCACCUGGCACCUGGGCAGGCCUGUCACUGACUCCCCGCAUCGCCACGCCCACCUGGCAGAAUCUCCAAAAAUUUUGCCAGAUAUUCUGAGCAACAUUGGGAACACCCCACUGAUCAGAAUCAACAAGAUUGGAAAGAAUGCGGGGCUCAAGUGCGAGCUCUUGGCCAAAUGUGAGUUCUUCAAUGCGGGUGGGAGCGUGAAGGACCGCAUCAGCCUACGGAUGAUUGAGGAUGCUGAGCUGGAUGGGACCCUGAAACCUGGGGCCACCAUCAUCGAGCCCACAUCUGGGAACACAGGGAUCGGACUGGCGCUGGCCGCAGCUGUGAAGGGCUAUCGCUGCAUCAUCGUGAUGCCAGAGAAGAUGAGCAUGGAGAAAGUGGACGUGCUGCGGGCCCUGGGGGCCGAGAUCGUGCGGACGCCCACCAACGCCAGGUUCGACUCCCCCGAGUCUCACGUCGGGGUGGCAUGGCGGCUGAAGAAUGAAAUCCCCAAUUCUCACAUUCUAGACCAGUACCGUAAUGCCAGCAACCCCCUGACGCACUAUGACACCACGGCUGAAGAGAUCCUGCAACAGUGUGAUGGGAAGCUGGACAUGCUGGUGGCUUCAGUGGGCACAGGUGGCACCAUUACGGGCAUUGCCCGGAAGCUGAAGGAGAAGUGUCCCAAGUGCAGAAUCAUUGGGGUGGAUCCUGAGGGCUCCAUCCUCGCCGAGCCCGAGGAGCUGAACCGCAAAGAGAAGACGACCUACGAGGUGGAAGGCAUCGGCUACGACUUCAUCCCCACAGUGCUGGACCGGGCGGUGGUGGAUGAGUGGUUCAAGAGCAAUGAUGAGGAGUCCUUUGCCUUCGCCCGCAUGCUGAUCGCGCAGGAGGGGCUGCUGUGCGGUGGCAGUUCCGGCAGUGUCAUGGCCGUGGCUGUGAAGGCCGCCCAGGAGCUGCAGGAGGGCCAGCGCUGUGUGGUCAUCCUCCCUGACUCGGUGCGGAACUACAUGUCCAAGUUCCUGAGUGACAAGUGGAUGCUGCAGAAGGGCUUCCUGAAGGAGGAGGUGCUCUCUGUGAAGAAGCCCUGGUGGUGGCACCGGCGGGUCCAGGAGCUGAGCCUGUCAGCGCCACUGACUGUGCUGCCCACCAUCACCUGCGGGCACACCAUCGCCAUCCUCCGAGAGAAGGGCUUCGACCAGGCGCCCGUGGUGGAUGAAUCUGGGGCCAUCCUGGGAAUGGUGACCCUUGGCAACAUGCUGUCGUCCCUGCUUGCUGGGAAGGUGCGGCCGGCAGACCAGGUCUGCAAAGUCCUCUACAGGCAGUUCAGGCCGGUCCACCUGACGGACACUCUGGGCAUGCUGUCGCACAUCCUAGAGACAGACCACUUCGCUCUGGUGGUCCACAAGCAAAUCCAGUAUCACAUCAAUGGUGAGGCCAACGCACGCCAGAUGGUGUUUGGAGUCGUCACCGCCAUCGACUUGCUCAACUUCGUGGCGACCCAUGAGAAGGACCAGAAGUGAGACCUGUAGUGCCAGGUCUGCCCCGCCCACCCUGAUGGGCAGCAGCCACCCUGGGUGCUCAGGGCGGGGCCUACAGGCUUUGUCCUAACAUAAUACUUGGCUUCCCACACAGAUCUGCACACUCACAUCUGUUUCAAGGGGCUUUUCUUCAAGGAUACUUCCUUUAGGAUGUUUCACCAAGGGGAUAUGCAGAGAGGAGCUGGAGCUGGGGAUGGUAGCUAUGGCUGUAAUUUCAGCGACUGAGGAGGAGGCUGAGGCAGGAGAAUUGCAGGAUCCAGGGCAGCCUGGACAACAUACUGGCGUUGUCUCAGAAUAAACAACAAAAAGGCUGGAGUGUAGCUCAGUGGUGGAGCACUUCUGUGUGUGAUCCCUAGAAACCACCCCCCCCCCCGCCCGCUGCAGCCCCUACAAACAGCAGCUGGCCAGGUAGGGGACACAGACACAGCAAUGGGCAGAGUGGACAGAAAGCACCUCUACCUGAGAAGAUUCCAGAAUGAGGGAUAGCAGAAAGGGGCUAGUGAGCCAGGACAAGCUUUGCAUUUGGACUGUAACCCUGGUGAAAUGCAGUUAACCUAGGAUGUAGAGUAGCGUGAACGGGUCGCUGGUGUUUAGUACAUACCAGGCACCACUGCCACACCUCUGUCAAGUGUCACACAGCUGAGCUGUUCUUCCUGCUGUCCUCCCUCUGCCCUGGCCUUCAGCUGCUGAGACGUGGCCCACCACACCAGCCUGGGCCCUGCUAACCUCACUGUGCCUCAGUUUACCUGUUCUGGGCAUUUCCUAUAAAUGAAGUUACACAACC
Messenger RNA from Cavia porcellus (domestic guinea pig), 2547 nucleotides. It is a transcript of the gene Cbs, whose product is annotated as cystathionine beta-synthase. The record is from RefSeq and is a predicted model, not a curated record. NCBI's taxonomy places the organism in Eukaryota, Metazoa, Chordata, Mammalia, Rodentia, Caviidae. Gene Ontology annotation, cellular component: cytoplasm. The transcript is spliced from 17 exons. The coding region runs from base 129 to 1745 and encodes 538 amino acids. Gene Ontology annotation, molecular function: cystathionine beta-synthase activity.